Molecule: messenger RNA, 3126 nt
Organism: Daktulosphaira vitifoliae (grape phylloxera)
Lineage: Eukaryota; Metazoa; Arthropoda; Insecta; Hemiptera; Phylloxeridae
Gene: vri
Product: nuclear factor interleukin-3-regulated protein
Exons: 3
Coding region: 395-1873 (492 amino acids)
Biological process (GO): circadian rhythm; regulation of DNA-templated transcription
Cellular component (GO): nucleus
Molecular function (GO): DNA-binding transcription factor activity; DNA binding
Source: RefSeq, a predicted model, not a curated record
AUGCCGUUCCGUGUACGCAACAACUGCAACAGUCGGCCGUCGCAUACGUCGAGAAGAAGUAUACGUGACUUGUGCGCACUCUCUGUCGUCGGCAGUUAAUAUAUUUUCUUAACUUAAAUUCACAACCGGUUCGCCAGUGAAACCAAACAGAAGUUGUGUCUGAAAUUUUAGUCGACUAAAAAGUACAUCUCCCACAUAAGCUGUACAUUAGAAUUUUAUUUAUACAUUUUUUUUUUGUGUGCGAUUUUUCGGUUUUAAGUGAAUUUGGAUUAGUAUCAAACAUUGACAUUUCGAUAAUUAUUAUUUUUGUGUUCAACCACACGAUGCACGGAUAAUCUUUAAGAUUUGUAGCGAUCAUUUAUUGGCGUCAACACCGUUAAUAUAAUAAGAAAAAAUGGUAGCCGACACUAGUAGUUAUCACCACCAAAAGCAACAGCAACUUCAACAGCAACAACAAAAACACCAUCAAUUAGGUCACCAUCAACAACAAAACAACAUGCAAUAUUGCAGUGACAUGGAACAAUCAGGCGGACCAGGCAGUGUGCGUUAUGACUCUGUCUCUCCUGGACCUGAAUCACCUGGUGGAGAAUCUUAUCCUCCUGGUUACGAUCUUGCGUCCCAUUUACAGCGCAAAGAGUUUUUCGCUCAACGCAAACAACGAGAAUUCAUUCCAGACAAUAAAAAAGAUGAAAGUUACUGGGAUAGGAGACGACGAAAUAAUGAAGCUGCAAAGAGAUCUAGAGAAAAGAGGAGGUUUAACGAUAUGAUUCUUGAACAGCGAGUAGUGGAACUAAGCAAAGAAAAUCAUGUUCUUAAGGCGCAAUUGACUGCUAUCAAAGAUAAGUUUGGCAUUAGCGGAGAAGCUGUUGUUAGUGUUGAACAAGUAAUGGCUUCAUUACCCACCAAUGAACAGGUGUUAAGCAUCACCAAACGUCCAAAAUUAUCUUCAUCAUAUCCACAGAACCCUAUCCCAACUUCAGUUAUCCAUCAACCAGUUCAAUCGACUACACCAAAGUUAAAUGGAAACGGUACUAUGAGUUAUUACGGUCAGUCCGACUGUGUGUUGGAUCAACAGGAUCGAUCCAAUGGCAGUAGUAAUGGUAGUCUAAGUGGUAGUAUGGUACCAGCAGUGACAUCCGCCGCAGUGGCAGUUGCAGCAGCAGCUGGUUACUCACCAUACACAUUUACACCAGUUUUGCCACCACUUCAGCCACCAUCUUUUGAGUCAGCAGCAAAUAGCGUUCUUAACCUAAGCCGACGACCACCUUCUCCGUAUGAAUUGAGUAGUGGAAGCGGUGAUGAUACAUCAUCUUGUGUGCCCAUUUCACUAGCUUUUGUAGCUGCUGCCGCAGCUGCAGCUGGAUCUGGUCAUCAUAAUAAUAACAAUAAUUGUUUGCCUCAUAAAUUACGACAUAAGUCACAUCUUGGGGAUAAGGAUGUAGCAGCUACUGCUCUUCUGUCGUUGCAAGCUAUAAAGCAAGAACCAGGAAACAGCCGAGCUAGCCCGCCCUGGGAUGCCGAAGGUAGUAGCGAUGAGCGUGACUCAGGAAUCAGUUUGGGUGCUGAAUGGGGCGUGAGACCGGCCGCAGGUUGUCCCACAUCAGCAGCACCUAGAGCUGUUGCUAUGCAGUCACCUCCAACGUCUGCCGCUACCGCCGCUAUCGGUUCAAUUGUAGCUGGUGAACCAGCAGACACUGUCGCUGCAGCUGUUGCUGCAGCUGCUGCCGCUGGAGCUGAUGAUACCAGACUUAAAUCAGAAGUAGCCCGUUUAGCGUCUGAAGUUGCCAAUCUUAAAAGUAUCCUUUCCCGGAAGGCCAACACCGGAUCGGCGAGUCAACAGCAACAACAACAAUCCACCGUUGCUGUUAAUUGAUAAUUUUGAAAGUAGUUCAAAAAUACUUCACCCGAGUAAAUCUGAUGUGUUUCAAUACAAAUAAUGUACUAUAAAUCCAUCAAAUGGUAUUGAUAGUGCCUAGUUUUAGUUUGAGUUUAUUUUUAAUAUUUAUUUUAGUAUGUGACGCAAUUUUAUUGUAGAUAGAAAAGUGAAAAUGUGAAAUAAAAAAAUGUUAUAGUAUUGCCCACCGAAAUUAAUUAAUGAAAUUACUUAAUUUAUAACGUAAUCAUUCGUCAAAUAGCCAUAUACCUAGACUAUGCGAGAGUAGUGGUAAUAACUUGUGUCCACCAAGGUGAUAACCUUGGUUUUUUAUCGUGUAUUUCGGCUUAGGAAAGAAAGACAAAAGAUAGAUCGAAAAAAGUCGAAAAAAUAAAAACAUUGGAACGGACAGGAUAAUAGACGUUACCUUAAGCUACAAAAAAAAAAAAAAAAUGUUAAAAAAAACAACAUAAGAUCUGUGAUGUAAAAUUUAAUAUUGUUAUACGAACAUUUUCGAACAAUAUAAAAGCCUAUUAGAAAACUUAUAUAAUACCCGUAAAACUUGUAUACAUAAUCGUAUUUUUGCUAUAAUAAAAAAAAUUGUAAUAAUAUAAUGAACUGUGCAUAUAUGUACUUAGCACUAAUAUCUAAUGCUAUGAUAGUUGUUGUUUUUACGUCUUUAAAAAUCAUUAUUCUUAUCUAGAAACAUAUUAAAAUAGUACGACGAUUGUAGUUCGAAAAAAAUUUAAAUAAUAUUAAAAAAAAGUCUGUGAUAAACGUUCUUAUUACCCUUGUUCUGUUAGUGUUUUAUUUUUUUUACUUUGUUAAAACUUAAUUGAUUUUUAUGUUAAAUAUUUUUAAGUAUACAUUAUUUUGUAACGAUUAUAUAAUACAUUUAUAAAAAAGUAUAUAAUAUAUACUUAGUGUACAUAUUUUUAUUAUGGUUAUAAUUAUUUUAAAUUAUAUAUAGUAUAUAUAAAUAUAUAUAUAUAUAUAUAUAUAUAUUUACGUAAGUUAUGCAUAUUGUCAAACAUAUGAUAUUUAUUUAAUUUAUUAAUUGCUUAUUAUGUAAGUAUUGUAGUUAUACAGUACUAAUUUUUCUUACUAUUAUUAAUAAUAUUCUUAUCAAAGAUGUUUAAUCUAAAUAUAAUAUUAUUAAAUUAUUGUACUGUAGAGUGUUUAUAUUUAAACGGCUUAGAUUGUUAUUGUUUUGUACUAUAAAUAUAUUCAAAUAUAUUUAUUUUUAAAAUAUA